AGUUGAAAUAGGGAAUUUAGUUGAAGAACACCUUUGCCGGUUGAUAGAGACAGCGCUCUCUUUGCUUUACGAAAGCACGUGUUGUGCCUUGAUGUGGUGCUACUACUGUGUUUGUGAAUUGGGAUUUGAUCCAGAAUUGGGAAUUGCCUAGGAAUUGCGUCGGAAUGGGGCAGGAGAGGGACGGUUUUUCGGAUUUUUCUUUCGGCACAUGGUGAGCGGGCAACCCCCUUGAAGAGAUGAGCGGGUCAUGCGCGCCGGCCUGUGCACGGUAAGCGCCCCUCUGGCCGCGUGCAGCCCGGCAGCAGCGCUACCCCCGUCGGCUCGCUUCUUGGCCCUACAUUUGCUGCACCAACAAACCCUUUAUUUCAUCGUACAAGCCAAAUCCAGGGUCAGGGAACUGUACCAGCAGACAUGCCUGCACUUCGCCCAGCAGGGGAUGCUCGACACCGAUUUGUUCGGGCUGGCCCUCAUCUGCGAUGGCGAAUACCUGUUCGCCGAGCUCGAUAGCAAACUCUCGAAGUAUGCCCCCAAAAGUUGGCGUUCAUCGCACAGCCAUGGCUUGGACGCAAACGGGCGUCCGGCCCUCGCCUUCUACUUCCGCGUCCAAUUCUACGUGGACAGCCCGCUACUCCUCCGCGAUGAAACUACUCGACACCAUUACUACCUUCAGCUCCGUCUUAACGCAGCUUCUGGAGCCGCUGGCGACGUUGCGAUGCACUUGGCCGGUCUUGCUCUACAAGCAGAUCUCGGCGAUCGAACUGACUCCACCACGUUCCGACCUGAAGACUACGUUCCACCGAACCUACGUGGUCCUGCUGCUCUACGUACUAUCCAAGUGUUGCAUCGCUCCCAUCGAGGACUCUCCAAAACCGAAGCGAGGUCACGGUUUAUAACGGAAGCAUGCCAGCUGGAGGAGCCCGUCAACGCGCACGUCUUCCGACUGAGAGCCUCCAAGGCCGAGCAAGCCCCCGGGUCCAUCCUCCUGGCCGUCUGUGCCAAAGGGCUGAAGGUGUGCCCCGAUAACAACCCCCCRUCGAUCUUCCUCUGGAGCUCCAUCGGGAAGCUCAGCUUCGAACGCAAGAAAUUCGAGAUUCGGACAGGCCACGAAAAGUUGACUUUAUACACCAGCAGUGAUGAAAAGAGCAGAUUGUUGCUCGCGUUAUGCAAAGCGGCCCAUUUGUUCAGCAUGGCCGUGGCGCCGAGACUCAGUGAGGCKCGCMGGGAGGAGGAGGAGAAGCAGAGAUGGGAUUGCGACCAGAGGAUUUCGGUGAUUUCGAGCACUUCGUCGAAUACGACGUCGGGGAUUGUGAGCGAUCGGGUUCAUAGUGAGGACGAGUUGGAGAUUAUGAUAACGAGUCCGCCGGCACCUUCUACGGAGAGUUUGGCUCUGGCUCACCUGCUGGACAGUGCGCCAGCUAGCAGCCGAACCUCGGCGGCGUCGGCGACGGCUGCGCUUACUGCACUCUCCCUCAAAGAAGAAGAAGAAGAGGUCAGCAAGCCGGCUUGUAGCGAAAGUUCGGCUAAGACGGCCGCGAGCGGAAAGUGUGCAGGGUCGCAAUGCAGCUCGUCGUGCAGCACGGUGGUGGUGACGCCGGUGCAAAAUAAAACSAAAGGCCGCAGACCGUCAACCAGUAGCAGUCUCGAACUCGGUUACUCUCACACGGCCCAAAAUUCGGCCGUUAGUGAUGCAACUUGUAUCGAACUAGACACUCGAGAACCCGUCUACACGUCGGGCCCGGCCCCCAGCAGUCACACUAGUGGCGUCUACACUCUCACUUCCAGUGAUCAAUACACRCUAAGUUCGGAUCAGUACGCCAGUCAGAGUGAUCAAGUCGAURGKCCCUUCAGAGACAGAUCWAACUCAAAYGUCAGCAAYUCGGGGUCGUUCCAUGGCGAUGGUAGCGACCCCACUGAUAACAAACAAGCACUGUUAUCAGCAGAGGAAUUGUCCGAUUUGAUUGUGGGCCGGUACCCCAGUUGCAAAAGUGUGAGUCAUACGCUGGAUUCGGAUUCGGAUUAUGUGACCCUUCCGUCGAGUUAUCAAGGUUACGUCCCGGUACCACCAAAACGGAUUGAUAGUGCAGCUGAACAAAGAUUUAGGCCUCCACCGCCCCCAUAUGGGGCCCAAUUGACCAAAGCACCAACGGAAGUCACAGAGUUUGAUGAUCAAAGUUUUGUAUCKGAAUUGUCGAUGCGAGAGCCGCCCCCAUACCCCGAAAAUCCGACCCCGGUACCACCCCCAGUGUACCCCUCUGAAGAGGCGGCUGCCCGUUUCAUUACCACUAGAUCCCCGAGUAUUUUAACCGCACAUGCGAGCAGUGUUGGAGUUUCCCCAUCUCCGAGUUAYUCAACCCCAAGUUCAGUCCCUCCAAUCCCCCCGAAAGUCCCUAGAGGUGUUCCUCCAAUCAACGCGAUCAUAACUCCAAACAAUUACUUGGACGUUGCUGCUAGUAAAGCCAGUGUUUUGGUCCCUUGUACGUUCCUYCCACCUCCACCUCCUGCCCCCAGACAACCACCUCCACCGCCCCCAGCUUUGGCUACAGUCUACACCAGUCAAUUGUCCCGCUCGCAGAUCGAACAAUACAAACAACAGAUGUAUAGUGACGUUGAUUUUGUCAUGUUCCCACUAAAAGAACCAGCAAUCAGUAAACAGGAAUAUUUGGAAGCUAAGUUGGCAGCAUUGGUACAAACGCAACCUGUGUUUUAUCGCAGUACUUCAUAUUUAGGACGCUAUGCAUCCAGUCAGAAUCUAUCUGAUACUUAUGUCCAGCUUCCGGUUUAUGGAACAACGGCUGGGGGGUUGGAUCCGCCGCCCCCGCCGUUGCCGCCAAACCGCCCCCGGUUCAUGCGGACGCGCUCCGACGAUAAUAUUCUGAAUUCGUUGGAUGCGCCACAACCGCCGUUCCGGCGGCGGUUGCCGCCGCCUCCGCCAAUCGAAGAGAAGAAGAAGUGCGAGGCGAAAGCCGAGUGUGACAAAGGUUUAGAUAUUCGUACAUUGAGAGAAAAGAGCAAGAAAAUGGACUUGCCGCUGAUUUCCGCGUUGUGCAAUGAUCGGUCUCUGAUAAAGCAGACGAAAGCGUUCGUAAUGCCGAAACACCCGGGCGAAGUGACCCCGCGAUCGCUGAGUAGUACGCGUGCGAAGUAUCCAGUGUCGGGAUUGAGCAGUACGAGGAUCAGCAAGACGACGAGGAAGAUGCCGUCGAUUAGCCAUCGGCAUCCCGGRGACAAACUYCCGGAGAUCCCGAGGGCCCAGCCAAAUAAUUACGUGACGGAUCCGCACGCAAAACACAAAACUAUGCAGUCACAUUCGUGAACUGAUCAUUUCCAGUGCUAGAGUAGAUGAAUUGUUAUACUCAGGGUGCCAUCAUUGCAAUAUGUUAGGUUUAGGAAGGGGCCGAUCUUUUGGACAAACGGAAGGGAUGCAGGUUUUACACUUUUUGACAAAAUAUCGGUGCCUUUUGCCAUCCCUGUAUGUACAUAAAUGGUCAUUUUUUAAUACCGCACGUAAGUUUACAGUACAUAUGUAUGUUUAGCAAUAAUGUAUACACUUGCUCAACUUUUAUUAUUAAAGUAAUUAUAUUUUUAACAUUG
Tribolium madens (black flour beetle) is the source of this 3591-nucleotide messenger RNA. It is a transcript of the gene ex, whose product is annotated as protein expanded. The transcript has 4 exons. The coding region runs from base 248 to 3313 and encodes 1021 amino acids. Gene Ontology annotation, cellular component: cytoskeleton; cytoplasmic side of apical plasma membrane. The record is from RefSeq and is a predicted model, not a curated record. Lineage: Eukaryota; Metazoa; Arthropoda; Insecta; Coleoptera; Tenebrionidae. Gene Ontology annotation, biological process: positive regulation of hippo signaling.